UUAUUCCCACCUGGGGACACUGCAAUUCCUCAACAUCUCACUCCCCUUUUACACCAUAAUUUAUCCCUUCAAUGCCCUACUAUAGGCCUCUACACUCCCUAUGAAGCCUAUAACCUCUUCCCUUUCUCUCUCCAGUGACUCCUUUAAAAUACACUCUCUCUUGCUCUAAACACAAAUCAUAAGCCACUCAUGACCUAAUCACUCAAACACUUCUAUUUAUCCACCCCAACUUCUCUCCCUCUCCUUUUCAUCUCUCUCUCUCUCUCUCUCUCUCUCUCUCUCUCUCUCUCUCUCUCUCCCCACCAUCUCUUUCUCUUUCACCUUACUGUUCCACUGUAUUACCCUUUCCCCUUUCCCCUUCCCCCCACCGUUCGCCUUUUCCCCAGGGCCCUAUCCACCAAACUUCUCAUUCUAAUUUACAUACAUCUCCUUCGAAUGUGUUGAUCUUGGGCUCUUCUUUUCUUCUUCUCAUUAGUUCCAUACUCUCCUUUGUAACAUGGCAAUGGCAAAGGAAUCUAUAUCGUCUUCCACCACAACCACAACCUUCCCGGAUCUCUCCCUUCAGAUUAGCCCGCCAUCGUCACUUACUAUCGAUGAAUCGAUGAGAAAAAACCUGCUGAGGGAGGAUUCUGGGAGUAGUGGGAGUGAGGUGAGCCAUGAACUAGGGUUCUUGCACCGGCCCGAUCCUAACCCUAACCCUAGCCUCGGGGAGCCGCAGCUGAGUCUGCGGUUCGAGGCCCCGGCAACGGAUCAGGUACACGGCCGGAUGUAUCACCAACUAGUGCAACAACACCUUGACAACAACAACAACAACAGCUUCCACGACCGCGACCACCAUCUCCACCACCCACAGAUCUACGGCUUCAAGCGGAAUUCGAGGCCGGGUCACGGCGGAAAGAGAAGCGUUAGGGCUCCGAGGAUGCGGUGGACCACCACCCUCCACUCCCAUUUCGUGCACGCGGUGGAGCUCCUCGGUGGCCACGAGAGAGCAACGCCAAAAUCGGUCUUGGAGUUGAUGAACGUGAAGGAUCUAACACUGGCUCAUGUGAAGAGCCACUUACAGAUGUAUAGAACAGUGAAGAGCACUGACAGAGGGACAGGCCAAGGCCAGAUAGAUAUGGGCUUGAACCAGAGGACAGGGAGAGGAGAUCAAGUGGAGGGAGGUGUAGGAGUACUACCAUGUGACACUGCAGAGAUCAACACUUCUUAUAAGCCCCUCACUACUACUACUACUACUACACCAACCCCACCCACAACACUGCUCAAGUCCCCUAGAAGCCCCAGCUUGUCGACAGAAGAGAAGAAUGCUUGGAAUCCAUCACUCCAACAGAAUGCAUUGUCGUACGCAUAUCUAAAUUGUGAUAAAUUUUCAAGCAAAGGAAAUAAGGGAAUGGAAGAAGAAAGGGAUGCUCUUCAUCCCCCUCAUGGAAUAGGAGAGGAGGAAUUAAACACAAGGAGAGGGAAUAUGCCAUUCCUACACAAUGAACAUAGCAUGACUCUUUCUACGGUGCCGAACCUGGAAAUCACCCUAGGAAGGCAGAGUUGGCAAAUGGAAUAUGGUGAAUCUUCAAAAGAACUUGCCCUUCUCAACUGUUUGUGAAAAUUCGGAGGAGCUUAAUUCCUCUAUCCUAUUCUUAUUAACAAAAAAAGAAAAAGAAAAUCCUUCUAAUUAUUAAGCUGUAGGGGGUAGUGUGUACGUGUGGCUUGUUGUAACUUUUGCUUGUAACAAAAUUAAGAGAAUUGCCAUCAACUCGGAAUUGAGCUGUGACCAGAGUUUAUUGCACAGUUGGUAGAAA
Ananas comosus (pineapple) is the source of this 1796-nucleotide messenger RNA. RefSeq names its product probable transcription factor KAN4. The coding region runs from base 497 to 1600 and encodes 367 amino acids. Gene Ontology annotation, cellular component: nucleus. Gene Ontology annotation, biological process: regulation of DNA-templated transcription; abaxial cell fate specification. Gene Ontology annotation, molecular function: transcription cis-regulatory region binding. The record is from RefSeq and is a predicted model, not a curated record. The transcript is spliced from 6 exons. NCBI's taxonomy places the organism in Eukaryota, Viridiplantae, Streptophyta, Magnoliopsida, Poales, Bromeliaceae.